Styela clava is the source of this 5103-nucleotide messenger RNA. Its product is annotated as sodium/calcium exchanger 3-like. Gene Ontology annotation, biological process: cell communication; sodium ion transmembrane transport; calcium ion import across plasma membrane. Gene Ontology annotation, cellular component: sarcolemma; axon; postsynapse. The record is from RefSeq and is a predicted model, not a curated record. NCBI's taxonomy places the organism in Eukaryota, Metazoa, Chordata, Ascidiacea, Stolidobranchia, Styelidae. Gene Ontology annotation, molecular function: calcium:sodium antiporter activity.
UAUUUACAGCUCAAUAGUACAGUAUGUUCUGAUACAUUUUAGUCUAAAAUUUCCGGAUAGCUACUAGAAUUUCGAUAUGGAUUCACAAAACACCGCGAGUUACAACACGACGGAUCAGAGGACUAUACUUUCAAUGAAUUUGGACUGUUGUUGCCGGAGGCAACGUACCAACUUUACGACGCCUCACUAUCUGACACACCGGGGGAAACUAGCCAUUGUUGGCAUUUUUGUAUUUCUAUAUUUUUCCUGCCCAGUAUCGGCUCAAAAUACAUCAGCCUCGACGGAAGUUGGUGAUUUAAAUUCUAGAUGCAAUCAAACAAGGGUAUGCAAAAGGGGCGUCUUUUUACCAGUAUGGCCACCUACCGAGGUCGAUCUAAUCCCGACUGCCGACAAAGUGGGCCGAGCUUGCGUAUAUUUUUUCAGUUUAUUUUAUCUGUUUCUUGGUGUGUCGAUCAUAGCUGAUCGGUUUAUGGCAUCCAUCGAAGUCAUAACUUCAAAGGAAAAGGAGGUCACUGUAACCAAACCAAAUGGCGAAGUAAUCGUGACAACUGUAAGAGUUUGGAAUGAGACUGUAUCUAAUCUUACUCUUAUGGCCCUGGGAUCUUCUGCUCCUGAAAUUAUGUUGUCUGUUAUUGAGGUUAUUGGCAAAGGUUUCACUGCUGGAGAACUUGGACCUUCUACCAUUGUAGGUAGCGCGUCCUUCAAUCUAUUUAUCAUCAUUGCCAUUUGUAUGUACGUUAUACCUGAUGGUGAAAUCCGAAAAGUCAAGCAUCCUCGCGUUUUCUUCAUCACCGCAGUUUGGAGCAUAAUGGCAUAUAUUUGGCUAUACCUCAUAUUAGCUGUGUUUUCGAAGGGAGUUGUUGAAAUUUGGGAAGGGGUUGUCACCCUACUUUUCUUUCCAAUGCUGGUUGUUUUGGCUUGGAUAGCGGACCGACGUUUGCUGGUAUACAAAUACAUGUACAAACGUUAUCGCAAGCGAAAGCAUGUUAUCGUAGAAACAGAAGGUAGCGCAACUGGAGAACUCCGUGACAUGGUUGGGGCCGAAGAAAUGCGUCACCUUGGAAAGGGCAGUCAGGCAGGAACUCUAAGCCGAAGUAGCGACAGUUUAGAAGGAAAUAUCUCCAUAAAAUUUGACGGGGACGAGGAUGCCACAUGGGAUACAGAAGCACAAAAACGGGAAAUGAUUCGUCUUCUUCGAAAUUUGAAAAAGAAACAUCCAGAGGCUGACAUGCAGGACUUGGCUAGAAUGGCUAACUUGGAAUCGUUGAAUCAACAGCACAAAAGUAGGGCUUUUUAUCGCAUCCAGGCCACCAGAAAGAUGACAGGAGCGGGAAACAUACUGAAGACGAAAUCUGAUCAUGCUAAUAGGGAUUUGAGCGACAGCCUACAGAUAGUGACUGAUGACGCAGAUGACCUGAUUACCAAGAUUUCGUUCGAUCCCGCGGAAUAUAAAGUAAUGGAAAACUGUGGAUGCGCCGAGCUUGAGGUGGUCAGACGAGGGGGAGAUCUUAAUACCACUAUGUGUGUGGAUUACCGCACGGAAGAUGGAACUGCCAACGCCGGGUCUGAUUACGAUUUCACGGAGGGUACUGUCAUCUUCAGGCCUGGAGAAACACUUCACAUGAUCAAGAUUCCUAUCAUUGACGACGAUAUUUUUGAAGAAGAUGAAUAUUUCCGCGUAACAUUGAGUAAUGUUAGGCUGUCGGAGAAUGCGAACGGUUCUCAGGGUCUAGCGAGUAGAACAGUUCGUCUCGAACCACCUAUUGUAGCAACCGUUGUUAUUCUCGACGAUGACCAUGCUGGUGUCUUCUCUUUUCCGGAUCCUUCAGUGACAGUCAGCGAGAGCGUUGGUAUACUGAGUAUUCCAGUGAAGAGAGAUUCUGGAGCAAGAGGAUGCGUUACAAUUCCGUACAAAACUGUCGCCCACACCGCCACCGGGGGUGGGGAGGAUUAUGUAGAUGCCUUCGGGGAGUUGGAAUUUGAAAACGACGAAACAAUGAAGAAAAUUGAAGUUCCAAUUUGUGACACGCUGAGGUAUUACAAACGAUCAAAAUUAUAUCUGGAAAUGGAAGAACCAUAUAUUCCGGAUCCCACACAGAAGGACUCAUAUACAGGAAACGAUACCGGAAGUGAUUCUGGUAUAAAUGGACGGGACGAGGAAGAAGAACGCAAGUUGACAGACGAGGAGAAGGAAGAAGCAAAGAGAAUCGCGGAAUUAGGAAAACCAAGAUUGGGAGACAACAGCAAAAUUGAAAUCAUUAUAGAAGAAAGUUAUGAAUUCAAGAAUACCGUCGAUAAGUUGAUAAAGAAAGCGAACUUGGCUGUUAUUGUUGGAACUUCGUCGUGGCGAGAACAAUUCAUGGACGCUUUGUCAGUAAAAGGAGGUGAUGACGAUGACGGCGACGCAGCAGAAGAAGAUCCAACACCUUUUGAUUACGUCAUGCAUUUCUUGACCGUUUUCUGGAAGCUUCUAUUUGCUAUUGUGCCACCAACUGACUAUUUUGGAGGAUGGGCGUGUUUCACCUGUUCCAUACUGGUUAUUGGACUUUUGACAGCAGUCAUCGGUGACGUUGCGUCACAUUUCGGUUGCACCAUUAACCUUAACGACGCAGUUACUGCUGUCACGCUGGUAGCGAUGGGUACUAGUGUCCCAGACACUUUUGCAAGCAAGGUAGCGGCAGUUGGAGAUCAAUACGCCGAUGCAUCAAUCGGUAACGUUACUGGAUCAAACGCCGUUAACGUUUUUUUGGGAAUCGGGGUUGCAUGGACAAUAGCCGCUGUAUAUUGGGCUAUUAUGGGCACAACUGAUUAUGAGAAGCAGUUCCAUGUUAGGCCUGGAAAUCUUGCAUUUUCUGUGACUUGUUUUUCCGUUUUAGCUGUUUUAGCAAUCGCGAUCUUGUUGAUCAGACGCAGAUCCAAAAAGAUCGGUGCUGAACUGGGAGGCCCACGAAAGUACAAAAUUAUUUCUAGCCUUAUUUUUGUAUUUUUCUGGGUUUUGUACGUCGUAUUAUCGGCAUUGGAUAGCUACUGCAUUAUCACGACUUUUUAAUACACGCGACUGAAAACGAACAAAGAAAAGAUGAACAUAUUUUCAAAUUGUCACGACGAACGACGUCACUAUAAAAAAUUUUAAACCUCAGCUGUGAAUUUAUAAAGAAUCAGUGUUUCAUAAUAUUACGUGAAGUUGCACUUUUGUAAAACAAUACAGGUGACUAGGAGAGAGAAUACAUAUAUUGCGCCUCUGCUGUUUUGUUCUCAGCAAUGAAUAUGAAUAUGCGAAGUCUUCCAUGUAUUUUUCGAGAGGCGAAAUGAUCACUGUGCGAAAAAUGAAAAAAUCUCUGGCUGUUACAAGUUUUGACUUUGUAUGACUAUACGGAAUGUUGACUUAAAGUACUUUUAAAGUGCUGUCAAUUUCUAAUGAUGUAGCACCGCAUCUAACCGACACAAAUCAAGUAAAAUCAAAUUGAAGCAUUUACAGAUAGCAUUUAUAGUUAACGAACGCCGUAAGAUCGUAAAAAUGCCAGUGCAUUUUUCUUAUUUUUCCUACAUUGUGAGUAUGUUUCACAUGGUUCUCUAUGCGAAUGCACACUCUUGUGAGUGAGUUACCGAAAAAUGUGCUAUUUUUGAUUACACAUAAUUUAUGAAUAGAUCCAAAUUCCUAAUUAUAGCGUAUGAUAAUGAAAAAUUUAUUCAGUGCAACUCAUCGAGAAUACGAGUACAUAUAUUACAUGCUAUUUAUUUAUUUUUAUAACAAUGAAAUCCCUCAUUUACAACAUUUUUGCAGUGUGCGAGGCGUUGAAGGUGUAGUGAAAUUUACAUACAUAUUUAUCAAGUUGACAAAUUCUGUACAUACAUACACAGCAGAGCAUAUUUCGCUUUGUCUUAUUUAUUCUAGCGACUUAAAAAUAAAACGUUUAACACAACAAACGGUCGACUACACGCCCGGUUAUAUUUGUGUUGACUGUUUCAGUCCUUGAAGGCUUAUAAUCUAUUAUUUUUGAAUAUCCGUAAAAUUCUCAAGUUGAACUAUAUUUUGUAGCAGUCGUGUAUUUUCUCAUUGAUUGGUAAUUAUUAUGUUUUACGUUUUGCCAAUUAUCAAAAUUCCAAUACAAACGUACCCAUUUUUCCUAAACUUGUGAGAACAUUGUUUGCUUGUGUUUAAAAUCGCCUUUUAACUGUAUUACAAAUUCAUCCGAUCGUGUGAAACUUGAACUCGCUUUGGCUCCACAUUUCCAAUAAUUCAGGCAACAUUACAUUAUUAGAAUUAUUCAAACUACUAUUUCUACUUAACGAUUGUUUCGAAGCAACUUUUUUCCUCUAUUACGAUUUCAGAUUUCGAGAUCUUCCAUGAUGAAUCCGUACUAAUCUGAUUUGGUAUUUUUAUCAACUCCAUUCAGCAAAAGAUGACUCUUACUCAGACUUACUAAUAUAUUUCGCCGUGUGAUUAAUAUUAUAUUAUUAUAUAAUGAUUACUUUAUCUAUAAAUAUAUUUCUCGUUUUGCAUUUUAUCUCUCGAUGUUAUUUAUUGAUUUUUUUUUCGUUCAAACGUCAUACACACAUCCUCAAUAUUAAGGUAAAAAAGCUGGCAACGGUCUGAAGGGAUUAUACCGGAUAUGGACCAUAUCUCAAAUAUGCCUCCACGACGCCUUUUACCAGUGGUCAAAUGAAGUAGAAAUGAUUUGUUGCUUUUUGGCGUAAUAUUGCGCGUCUAUAGUUAAUUUUUUUUUAUGAAUACGCGGAUUAAAAUCAUUUUCGAUUUGUGUUUUUUCGUCUCGUGUGUUAUAUUCGCUCGCUAACACUAGACGAUUAGUAAUGGGAUAUCGUUUGCCACGGAAUCUACAUUUUUCUUGACGUUUGAUAGGAAAUUACAAACUGUCACACCAGAAUAGAAUAUCGAAAAUAGAAGGCGAAGCUCACUGGUUUCGGAAAUUUGUAUUCAAAACAUAUACUUGCAUAUUUUAUAUGAUACACCCCAGCAUAAUCUUUGUAUACUUUGCGAAAUAAUACAAAAAUUGAGUUAUGUAACCGAAUGCUGAAUUUCAGAUAUCUGGAUUGUUUGCGUCAUAUUUGUGUGUUGAUAUAAAAGCAAGAAAUUAUUGAAAA